Molecule: messenger RNA, 3136 nt
Organism: Micropterus salmoides (largemouth bass)
Lineage: Eukaryota; Metazoa; Chordata; Actinopteri; Centrarchiformes; Centrarchidae
Product: inositol 1,4,5-trisphosphate receptor interacting protein
Exons: 2
Coding region: 340-1950 (536 amino acids)
Cellular component (GO): membrane
Source: RefSeq, a predicted model, not a curated record
ACAUUUUGAUUGUGCACAUCAUUCUUGAGAUUUACAUCCACCGUGAAACCUGCAUCCUGCUCCUCCUCACAGCUCAAAGUUCCUAUUUUGGUUGCAAAGAAGAAGCUGGGCGGGGUAUCUCUUUGUAGGUGGAGCUCACAGUCCGGAAAUGUGUCAGAAAUCUGUGAGCUGCUGUUCCCCUCGGUGUUCGCGUGAGUUUAGUGAGGCUGCACUCUUCUGAGAGAUCCCGCCACAUGACUUUAUCAUCAUGAACUCAGCCACAAAAAAGCAGAAAGGAUCUGAGCUGCGGCUGCCUAGACGUCUGCGAGGCGCUUAGACGUGCAUGUUAGAAACAAGCUGAUGAUGCAGGGGGCCAUUGCACGAGUGUGUGUGGUUGUGGCCGCUGCCAUAUUAAACCACCCCUUGCUCUUUCCUCAAGAGAACACCACGCUUCCCGAACAGGACGAGGAGCUGAUGGCUCGCAUGCGGGCGCACGAGGAGCGGCUGGAAAUGGAGCAGGCCAAGCUGGAGAAAGAGCUCUCGCAGCUGGACUCGAAGCAGGAAGAAACCAGCCCGGAAGAAGGUUAUAGUUGGUACAUUUGGAGCACCGUGUCUUUCGUCAUAUUCUUCACUAUCGAGAUGUACAGGGGGGAUCUUGCUGACACAGAAAUCCGGCCAGUUGAGGAUGAAGACAUAUUUUCAGAGAGUGGCUCUGUCACCCCCAGGACAAUGGUACUAGAUAAGGAUGUCCUGAGCAACUUCUGCGACAAAUGCUCUUACACUUCAGCCCGUGAAAACUGGAGGGUGAGGGAGUUUGUUGAGGGUUUUGCUGACGACUUGCUGGAAUCACUCAGGAGCGUAUGUGACAGGGAGGUGGACAUGGAAGUUGGGGACUUUGUCGGAAUUGGAAGCAUGUUUGAGUCUUGGAAGGUGUGUAAGCCACUGAUGUGCGACCUUAUAGUGCCUUUCUCGCCUCCAGAUCCGUACUGCUUCCAGUUCCAUCUGUGGUGCAGUCCCUCCAGUGACAUGCCUCCACACAUGCAGGGCUGUGGCAAGAUAAAGGUGACCCGGUUCGGGGAGAACAAUGAGGGCUGUCUCUGUGGCUCUGCUAACCUGGGAGAGGACAUGCUCUGUCUGUUGCACAGCAAGAGUGACACACUCAAAGCGGACCACAGUCUUGAUGAACUUCUGUGCUCCAGGAACACACCUUUCUUAGCCAAAGAUCAAGUCAUGAAGUGGUUUCAGAUCUCUGUUACCAAAGCGUGGGGACGCAUCUCUCAAAAGUACGACUUUGAGGUUAAUUUUCGCAACCUGGAUGCCGCCGGGGCUCUGAAGAUCCGAUUCCGUUCUGGGAAAGUCAUUGUAAUGAACAUCGUACCGGUUGUUCAGCUGAAGGAUACAGAUGCUUAUUUUGUCUCACACUUUCCAUCAGACUGUGACAGCCCUCCAGACCCGUACUGGCCCCUCUCUUUUGCUGUCUACGAGAGGAAUUUGCUGAAACAUUUUGCUAAACGCCUACCACAAAAUUCCUGUCAUUUACACUGCCUUCAGAUUGUUACUUUCCUACACAGAAAGCAAACAGGACUCACGGGGAAAACCGCCCUUACCAACUACCACUUAAAGACUGCUCUGUUGCACUUGUUGCUGAGUAAAAGGCCCUCUGCGUGGAGCAUUGAGAGUAUAGAGCACAGGCUUCAGGACAUGCUCAGCUUCUUGCAGGGAAGCCUACGGGAGAUGAGACUUCAUCAUGUUCUGAUUGGGAACAGUAAAGUGCCAAAAGAAGUCCAGGUUCCUGGGAUCAUCCGCAAAGCAGAGCCCAUCAAUCUGUUCCGGCCUCUGGUGUUGCAGAGGGAGCUUUAUGAAGCAACAGUCAGGCAUUUCCAUGAGAUGUUGAGAAAUGCACCUGUGCUCAUAAAGGAGUACACACCUCACUUAGCAAACACAGGUUUACACCUAAAUGGAAGUGUGUGAGCUUUAGCCGUGUUCGAGGUCUGAAUUAUAUUAAGUCAGUCUUCAUUGUUACUUAAAAUAAUAAACAGAUUCUUAAGUACUGAAAUGAAAAGGUGCAUAUACAGCUGUUAUUUUAAUAAUAGACAUAAUGUGGUUUCUACUAUAGCUGGUUUCUUUUCACUUGAUGAGGUAACCGCUGUGUUAAUAUACAUUAGCAGCACUUCAACAGUGGGUUCUGUCAUUUGUAAAAUCAAGUGGCAAAACCGUGUAGCCUACAGGAUUUUAGAAAUAUAUUGUUUUCCCUUGAAGUUAUUUUUGACUCAGUCUGUAGGACUGUUUCUGAAGUCAUAUUGGUUGUUUUACAGGCGUAACCUGGAGGAUUUUCAGCAUAUGUGCUACAAAGGAUGAUCAUUUUAGGAAUGCAUUUCAGCAUUCACUAGGAGGGAAAAAAAGACGAAGCACUUUUGUCAGUUGGGGAAACAUUUUAACAGAAAUACCUCUCAUGUAAUGCCGAUCUAAAUGGACAUCAUUUACCAAAUAGUAUAACAGCGUAUUUGUUUUCAUUCAUACUGUUGGGAAUCUGAUGGCAGCUACCACAUUUUGCAAUGUUUAAUGUUAUGAACUUUUUGUUUUUUAUUGCUUAUUGUUACAUUUCCACUGUGCUGAUGUCAAAUCUUUGGUAGAGCUCCAUUUUAUAUGGGACAAAAACAAAGUAGUUUGAAACAGACACAAAAUUCAGAGUCAUUCAUUAGAGCGAUCAUUUUUAUUAGAAAAAGUGCAGCACUUUGAAAUGGAUCACAGAAAACACCUCGAGUCAUAUUUACGUCAUUUAUCCAUUAUCAUGAUUUCAUAUUUCCCCCAAAAUAAGUAUAGAAAAAUCACAACAUAGGUUAUUAACCACCAUUAAAACACAUAUACCCUCUUUACCUUAACCUGUAAAUGGUAUUUGCAACAGAAUUGUUUCCUGCUACAUUAAAGUUAGAAACAGACUAACCAAGACCAAAACCAAACAAGUUUGACAGUUUAAGAGUUUUGAUCUCUUAUUUUCUACAGGCCGUAGUCAUAGUUGGGUUUGCCCGCAACGUAACUCUUGUAGAAGGCCUUGUAGGUGUCCACACUGUGCAUAGUGGCUUUGACAGCCGGGUCCUCCAACAUGCGCUCUGUCCACUUCUUCAGCUCAGGUGUGCCAUCAAGGCAGCUGAAAAGA